AUGAAGAGGACGGAGAGGCACAUGGUCAGGGGACCACUACAGAAACGCUUUGAUUUGGAGAGGAAGAAUGCCAAGCAGGCUGAAGACAGACUCAGCCAAAGACUGCAGAGACUAGAGGUUAUCUGCCUAUACCAUGUGAAGUUGCUGACCAGGGAGCAGAGACAGCUCCAAAAAGAACUUCAGAGGUUGCAACAAGAUAUCAUCAAGAAAAAGUUCUCCUCUUACUUUGAGAAUGGAAGUCAGAAGAGACCAGAAGAUGUUCUUAUGUUCUCAUCACAGGGAGGACAGAAGCACAGGGUUCUUCUACAAGCUAAUAAAUUUAGAGCACUGACAACAAAUACGAUCCAAGAAAUAUACAAAACCAAGUCCCAGAUGCCUCAUUUCCAUCACACUGGUCCCAAGGACCCCAUGAAAAGCAAAAGGCAGUCACUAUGUCAAAAUAAUAGAACUUCCCACUUUAUAGAAGAGAAGCCACAAGCCCAAAAGAAAUAUUCCAUAAACCCACUGAAGGGCAAAGACUCCAACAAGAGCAUCUCUCUUCUAUGUCAAGAUCAAGACGCCUCCACUCACACCCUAGACCAAGACCCAAGUUCCAGCCCAGCUGGUGGUAGCAGAAUGGCACACGGCAAUGAGACCAGAUCAAAUGAUGCCAACAAAAGGCCAGACCACACCACUGGGAAACAAAUUCCCCUGAAUCCCAUAGAAUGUGGAGGGAACUUCAAAGGCGAGCCCAAAACAUCAACCUAUUCAGAAUUGUAUGUAAAGGCCAGAAACACUCACUACCUCCGGCACCAGGUCCCCCCUGAGUCUGAGAGAUUGCUUAGCAUUGGAGAAAUCUUUGGUCACAAGGAAUCCUCACAGUCCAGAGCAGGAAAGGGGUGUAAAAACAGGGUGACCAUCUAA
Messenger RNA from Mesoplodon densirostris (Blainville's beaked whale), 903 nucleotides. RefSeq names its product coiled-coil domain containing 190 (gene CCDC190). NCBI's taxonomy places the organism in Eukaryota, Metazoa, Chordata, Mammalia, Artiodactyla, Ziphiidae. The record is from RefSeq and is a predicted model, not a curated record. The transcript has 3 exons. Bases 1 to 903 code for a protein of 300 amino acids.